Penicillium arizonense is the source of this 1743-nucleotide messenger RNA. RefSeq lists its product as uncharacterized. The annotation marks the transcript as partial. The record is from RefSeq and is a predicted model, not a curated record. The transcript is spliced from 3 exons. NCBI's taxonomy places the organism in Eukaryota, Fungi, Ascomycota, Eurotiomycetes, Eurotiales, Aspergillaceae.
AUGUCACCUUCCAGGCAAGCAGAAGUUGAACUUUGGGAGCGAAAGUUAUACGACUAUAAAGAACGCCAUUUCGAGCUAUCUGCUAGAGUGCAUAUUUCUCAUCUCGUCUUCGAAGCCGGGUUCAGAAGACAGAUGGACGGCCGGCAGAACAUCCGCCGAUUGAAACAAAUGAUGAAGAUUCAAGGGUGCCAACGCUUGAUGCGGGACAACCAUGUACCAGUGAUAGUUCCCAGAGCUCAUUGGCAAGAUCGCGUACGUCCGCGAUCUGGCAGUGGAGUCAUGUCUACCUUGGAGAUGGGGUCAGAUUACCGGUUGUGCGCGUACGAUCACGAAAAUCUCAUCACGGCUGCCAAGCAUGUCCUCGACUACGACAACCAGUGGUGGAUUGUAGAUGUGUAUCUAACAGAUAAUGAUGAAGCCUCGCCCGAGAACCACAGCAAUGAGGUAGAGUCUGUUCGUCACAAGUUCAUUCAAUCGCUGAAAGAGCGAUACCCAAACGACAAUCGCCCACCCGAUGGACUGAUUUACGAGCGGAUCAAUCGCUACGAGGGCUACCUCAACACGCCGAGGGAUCCACUCGCUGCGAAUAACUGGUGGGCUGUACUGGAGGCCCUCGCGGGAAGUAAGCGAAGUAAGAAAGGAAAGUAUUUGAAACAAUUCUUCAAACAUGAGACCUUACACCUGAAGCUAAACUCUUUGCUUGUCAUUCCGGGUCUUUGGGAAGGCAUGCGGAUUGGGCUACUUCAUAAGGUGACAGCAAUGCAUUGCGAUGAGCCAAUAGCUUGCUAUUGGGAACUGAUCUUCAGCACCUUUUCGAGAUUGCUUGGAGGAAGAGACGAGCUUUUACCACUUAUUGACGGAGUCACGGUGGAUCUGGUUCAAUCUCGCGCUCCUAAAGUCUCCAACAAAGAUUUGAGGGUUUUGCAAGACGAGUUAGAGGAGGGCAGGCUAUUUUCGAACUACUCGGAAGCAGCUCGACGAGAGAUAUGGGCGCGUUUGAAAGAGAUUGAUUAUCCAAUUCCAACCUUGAAAACAUUUUUCAAAGAUCGGCUCUACCUUGAGGUCGCUCAAAGUGUCAUGAAGCGGCUGUUCGUCCAGCCGCGAAACGAAAAGAUCACCAUUGACCAGGGUGUGUACGAGAAGUACGACACUCAGGUCCCCGUCUCAAUGGCGUUGAGACAGCAAUGGCUAGGAGACGACCUACUCGAAUUUUGGCGCUUCAGUUUCCAGUACGGAUUUGAAAUGACCAAUCAUCAACGCCUAAAGUGGCCCAAGGACGCUGAUCCCGUAGGGUUGUUUGGUCAGCAGAGCUCCGAAUCGUCGUUUCUCUCCAAACAAGAGAUAUGGCGCCACUUCUUUGCACUCGUGAGGGCUAGGUCAUUCCAAGCACCAGUCACAGACGACACCUCAUUUCCAACGGGGGAAUUACCUUGCCCUAGGCCGUGUGAAUACCCAGAAGACUUGACCGAAGAAAUCGAAGUUGCCAAAAGAUGUGGAAAGCCAUACUCAAAUACUGUUGAGGCAGAUCGAUUCGCUCUGUCGGCAGAGUCGUUGCUGCAAGGCCACCCCCCAGUUCGCGUGACAGCGGGCUUUCUCCGACAGUCGGUUUUCAGGGCGUUCUUUGGCUAUCUUUGGAAUAGCAAUGGCCAAACACCUGGUCAUCCUCCUCCUCCUCCUCCUGAGGAUAACGUCGAAGUUCACGAUCGCAGCGAAGAGCUGACUGGGGCAGAUGUUGGCGGGAAC